GAACAGAAAUUGCUCUUUGUAAAUAAUUGGCAUCUGUUUUGGGAGAGACCCAGGCUGUACCGUGCAGAUGGACUCCAUCCCAGCCGAAUCGGAGCGGCUGUGCCGUCGGACAACAUCUCCAAGACGUUACGCGCCAGAUGACUAGCCUUUUUCACGGAAGUUAGAACGCACAUCCGGUUCAGCGUUUGUUGUGUAAAGACACUUCCGGUGAAAUGGAGUCAGACGCGCUCUUCACAACUUCCCUGAGAAAUAUACCGGCAAUGACUUCAGCGGAUGUUUUUCGUCUUGUCGAACUUAAUCGCCCCGCACUCAAAACUCAACAAAGGGUACAAAUUCUUCCACGAAAAUUACAUCUUUAAUUACGAAGCGUCGAGUGUGAGAAACAGGGAGAUUAUCGUGAGAUGUAGGUGUUAUAGGUCGAUGAGGAAGCGUGAGGAGCCACAUUCUCUGCAGAUCACUUUGAAUGUUGACACAGUGCCUGUUGAGUUCACUAGCUCGUCAUGCACAUGUACUGCAGGCAAAGCUUUAUGCAAUCAUCUGGUUGCAAUGCUUUUUCAAACUGCGCACUUCAGCAUGAUGCAGAUGCAGACAGUACCACCAUCUACGGCAUGCACAGACACUCUGCAAACAUGGCAUAGACCAAGAACACAGGGGAUUUCUGCAGAGACUACAGAUCAGUUGGUCAGAAAGCCAAAGACGUCUUCCAGAAGUGUAUGCAAAUCUACACUCUACAGAGCAUACACUAGUCACUUCCCUGACCCAGCAGUAUUGGCUAUUGGAGAAGCUGUCAAAGGACUCACUCCCCAACCUUUGAUUUCCUGCGUCCUUACCGGUUUUUCAGAACUGGUUUUGGUGGACUCCAGAUUUGGUCCUGUGCCUCGAGGUUCAGUGCUCUCCUACCAAUGCCGUCCUGUUGUGACCAAGAACUACAUUAAACAUCCAGAUGCUCCUGUGUACCCUAAACUCCCUAUUAAUGGUUCUACAUUUCUGAGGAGCUUGCACUUCGUGCCAAACUGUCACCAGUUAUUCCAUUUGGAGAGCUUAAGUGUCACACAAGAGUUGGCAGUUAUAAUAGAGGAGCGGACUCAGGAACAAUCCGAGUGUGCACUGUGGAAAAGCAUGCGCAAGCCUAGAGUGACUGCGAGCCGAUUUUAUGAGGUUUCUCAUGUGCGAGGGGAGACAUCUGGCCAGGCACUGGCAAGGCGGAUACUCAGGGGUGUAAAGCAAACUAAAUGAAAAGAGGCCUUGACAGGGAACCCGAGGUGCUGGAACGUUACUCUGAACUGUUUAAUGUGAAUGUCUCAGCUUGUGGUUUCGUUGUGCACCCAGAUGCGUCCUACCUUGGUGGCAGUCCUAAUGCCAAAGUUUAUGACCCUAAUGCAGAUCCCUGUUUCGGGCUUGCUGAAGUGAAAUGCCCAGAUGUUCCUACAGUUUCUGAGGUUGGGCAUAUAAAAAUUGUGAAUGAACAGGCAACCCUGAAAAAAUCUCACAAAUAUUACUGGCAGGUUCAAGGUCAGCUGGCUGUAACUGGACUCAGUUGGUGUGACUUCAUCACUGACACUGAAGAGGACAUGACAGUUCAAAGAGUGUGGAGGGAUAAUGUCAUGAUAGCCCAGAUGCGAGAAAAUCUGGACCUUUACUACUUUGGUGCUUACAUGGAUGAAUUUCUUAUUUGCACUGUAUACUACUAAUCCUGUAAAAAAAAAAAGAUAAUCUGGAAUUUUUUGUAAAUUAUUUUUAUUUAUGUCUGUAAUUGUGAUGAUUUCAAGAUUUUAUAUUUGUAUAAAUGUAUGUUUUAACACUGAGAUAUGAUUUAAAAUAAAUGU
Molecule: messenger RNA, 1826 nt
Organism: Pimephales promelas (fathead minnow)
Lineage: Eukaryota; Metazoa; Chordata; Actinopteri; Cypriniformes; Leuciscidae
Source: RefSeq, a predicted model, not a curated record